AGUUCAGUCAAGCCGGCCGGGGGCGGCACAGCACUUGCCUUGCCUUUUUAUAAUAUCCACCAAAAUUCCAGCCGCAAAUCAGAAGCAAUAAUUAUAACUUCCUCGAACUCGACGUCCGUUGUUACUGGAGAAAUGGUGGACACCGGUUUCACCACCGCGUCGAAUAUCCUCCACCAUAUAUCCGCCUUCAUCUCUGAAAUACUUGCUCAAUCCGACCUCCGAAAGCGCCUUCUCUCCAUCGUAUACGGUAACUUUUCACUUUCCGAUGAGAUUGCCCUAAAACCCUUUGGGCUUGCAGCUGAAGCUCUCGAAAACGCCAUCUCCGCCAACAACUCUUCGAUCAAAUCCUCCUCUCUCCGUUGUGCAGAAGAGCUACUCCUCUCCCAUCCUGAAAACCCUAUCUCUUCUUUUCUAUUAUCCCUAAUUUACGGCCUCAAUCACCAAAAUCUAAACUCUGCUCUUAGUCUCCUUGAUUUGUUCCUCUCGGACCCUUCAUUGGCUCGCUCCGAAAUUGCUCCGAUUCUCUUCGAGGAGCUCUUUGUCCGCCAUUUUCUUCCGAUUUUUCACUGGUUCAAUGAACAGAGAUCCAAAAUCCUGACAUCCUUCGCCUCGACUUUGAAUUACAACAGUGGCGAAAAUUCAAGCUGCGACGAAAGGGAGGCUGUUCCGUGCACGAAAUCGCUGUCAAAGUUGAGCAUUGAUCAAACAUUGAAGCUGAAGGAACUGGAAAGCAAUUACGAGAGGGUUCUGGACAAGAAUUGCAUAGAUUUUGCCCACCAUUUCAAAAGGAUCUUGGAAGGAAAUGACGAAAGUGGAUGGAUUGCAAGUCCGAAGCUUAAAUUGUUGAAUAAUAAGAAAGAGAAAUGGAAGGAAAUGGAGCAGAUUACAGAGGAGAAGUUCAGAACAGAGCAGCUCUGUUUACCCAAUGGACGGUAUAAUCCAAUUUGGGUUGAAGAAGACCCAAUUGUAUCUCUUGAAGUCGACAGUACCACCAAAUCAAAGUCAUUGCCACCGCCGCCGCCAUGUCUUCCUUCCCAAAUUCCCGGACCUCUCAAUUUCAUCGGAGAGCAAAAAUCUUCCAGUAGAUCCAGAACGUUUUCUAUCUUCAAUCCGGCUGCUCAAGCCGAAGACGAUUCUUCUGAAAUCGAGGAAAAUGACCACAAAACAGCAUUGUUUGACUCUGUACUCGAGACCCAGAAGCUAAAACAAACCAUAACUUCCAUAGAAGAAUCAGAAACCAAAUCAGUGGAGUUGGAUUUUGCUAUGGGGGAUUCCGGCAAUGCCUCGCCGGAGAGUGGUGAAAGGUGUAAUACACCUCCUAAGGACUUCGUAUGUCCCAUAACUUGCAACAUCUUUUAUGACCCAGUGACUCUCGAGACGGGUCAAACUUAUGAGCGCAGUGCAAUUCAGGAAUGGCUUGAUAGAGGCAACUCAACUUGCCCAAUCACUGGACAAAAGCUGCAAAAUACCCAACUUCCCAAAACCAAUUAUGUGCUCAAACGCCUCAUUGCGAGCUGGCUUGAAGAGAAUCCCAAUUUUUCUUUGGACAAAGCUCUUGAUGAAGCUGACCCAAUGGCUGUCUUGACCUCCCCUGUUAGUGUCAUAAGCCAAGCCUCCAUUGAUAGAGGUAUGAAGGAGAUGAGGCUUGCAAUUGUCAAUCUCUAUGCUUCUGAAGUUUUGGAGGAGGCGGAAGCUGCUGUGCUUUGUGUGGAGAGGUUCUGGUUGGAAGAGAAUGUGGAAAUGGAUAUACAACUUAUGUUGAUGAAACCUCCUGUAAUCAAUGGACUUGUUGAGAUCCUCGUCAAUUCUGUUAAUCAACAGGUUUUGAGUGCAGCAAUCUUUCUCUUAUCAGAGCUGGGAUUCAAAGAUGCUACUGUGAUUCAAACGCUUUCUCGGGUCGAAUCGGAUGUGGAUUGUAUCGUGACUCUUUUCAAAGGAGGUUUCAUGGAAGCUGUUGUGUUGAUAUAUCAGCUGGGACUUUCCAGCCAGAGUUUACAAGAGAUGGACAUGGUGGGUUCUCUUUUGAAUGCUAUCAAGAAGAAAGAAGGAGAUGUGAAUAAGAUGCGUUUAAGCUAUAAAUCUGCUGCAGUGAUUUUACUUAGAAAGAUUUUGGGAAGGAGUAGAGAAGGAUCUCUGAUUGCUGUUGUUGUGCUUGCUGAAAAUGCAAUCGAAAGUAUUAUAGGUAGUUUGAAAGCAAAACAGGUAGUGGAGCGGAUUGCUGCAGUUGGGAUCUUGCUGAGAUGCAUUCAAGAGGAUGGGAGGUGCAGAAAUAUCAUAGCUGAUAAAGCUGACUUAGCUCCGGUUUUGGAAAGUUUCAUAGAAGUGAGUAACGACGAACAAUUCGAGAUCAUUAUGUUUCUCUCUGAGUUAGUUAAGUUAAACAGGAGGACUUUCAAUGAACAAAUUCUUCAAAACAUUAAGGAUGGAGGUGAAUAUAGUGCUAUGCACUCUCUUUUAAUAUACUUACAAACUGCCACAAGAGAUCAAUCCCCUGUAGUGGCUGGUCUUCUGCUACAACUUGAUGUAUUGGUGGAGCCACGAAAGAUGAGUAUCUAUCGUGAAGAGGCAAUGGAUGUUCUUAUUUCAUGCCUUGGAGAUUCUGACUUCCCAACCACUCAAAUUUCUGCUGCUGAGACGAUUAUGUCUUUACAAGGAAGGUUUAGCACAUCUGGACGACCUUUGGCUAGGUAUUUUCUUCUCAAACGUGCAGGACUUAAUAAAGGUCACAGGAAAUCCAUACAAAGGGAUGAUAUUAGCAGUGCUCCUGGAGAAGUUGAAAUUACAAGGGAAGAAGAGAAAGCAGCUGAUGAAUGGGAAAGAAGGAUGGCGUUUGUACUUAUAAGCCAUGACUUUGGGUUGCUAUUUGAACCAUUGGCAAAAGGCCUAAAGAGCAAAUAUGCAGCACUAUUUUCGGCAUGCUUUGUCUCUGCCACAUGGCUCUGUCAUAUGCUUAGGACUCUUCCAGACACAGGGAUUUUAGAAACUGCUCGGGUUUGCUUGCUCGAUCACUUCUUAUCGAUUUUCAUAACAACAACAGAUAUGGAAGAGAAAACACUUAGCUUGCUAGCAAUAAAUAGUUUCGUACACGAACCAGAUGGACUACAGUGCCUAAGUUCCAACAUGAAAGAUGUUAUGAGAGGUCUCAGGGAACUUAAGAGAUCAACACCAUUGGCCUUUGAAAUGCUAAAAGUUCUAUCUGAGGGACAAGACUUGAGUUCUGAAUUUUGGUGUCAUCAAGAAUUGUUUCAAGUAGAUUGCAGUACAAAUGGAGAAGUACUAUCAAUUGCUUAUUUCAAAGACAAAAUCAUCUCUGGCCAUUCAGAUGGAAGAAUCAAGGUAUGGUCUGUUAGAGGAACUAAUCUUCAUCUCAUAUAUGAAAUUCAAGAGCACUCCAAGGGAGUCACUAGUCUAGCAGUUUCGGAAUUCGAAGAGAAACUAUACAGUGGCUCUUUAGACAAGACCAUUAAGGUAUGGUCUCUAGACCGUGAUAUAAUCCAGUGCAUAAAAGUUCACGAUGUGAAGGAUCAAAUUCAUAACUUAGUCGUUUCGAAGAACGUUGCUUGCUUCAUCCCACAUGGAGCUGGUAUCAGGGUUUAUUCGUGGGGUGGGGAAUCGAAGUUACUAAACUCGAGUAAACAUGUCAAGUGUUUGCAUCUCGUGGGUGGAAAACUUUUCUGUGGAUGCCAUGAUAGUAGCAUCCAGGAGGUUGAUUUGACUACAGGCACCUUAAGUUACAUCCACAGUGGUUCUAGAAAACUGUUGGGGAAAGCCAAUCCAAUCCAAGUGCUUCAAGUCUACGACGAACAAUUAUUUUCAGCCAGUACUGCUAUAGAUGGAGCAGCUGUGAAGAUUUGGAGUACAUCGAACUACGGUGUGAUUGGGUCACUGACAACUGCAAUGGAUGUAAGGGCUAUGGCUGUAAGUUCAGAUCUAACUUACUUGGGAGGAAAAGGAGGAAUGGUUGAAAUCUGGAGCAGGGAAAAGCACAACAAAAUAGACACGCUUCAAACUGGUAGAAACUGCAAGAUUGUUUGUAUGACGCUUGACGAAAGGGAGGAAGUUCUGGUCAUUGGAACGUCGGAUGGUUGGAUUCAGGCAUGGGGACUGUGACAGAAAAGAGGAAUGUGGCCUAUAACAAUCCUAAACAGUGUGUUUUGAUACAAAAGUGUAAAAAAGCAAGAAAAAGAUAAAUCAAUAAUCACCUAAUUAUAAUUAUUUCAAACUAAUUCUUUACUCAAGCAUAUGAAAUAUGUGAUAGAUUGUUCUUCAAAAAUGUAUAUAAGGUCAAGUUCAAGAAUAGCUUUUGCUGGUGCAGCCAUGGAUAAGCAGAAUUGCUAUUAGAAUGAAGAGAAAUGAGCAAAAGACAACCAUUCAACAAUUGAAAAGCUUCUCUUGUAAAUUUAAAGUAGAUGUUAAAACUCAAUAUAAUGGUACUAAUUAUA
Benincasa hispida (wax gourd) is the source of this 4442-nucleotide messenger RNA. Its product is annotated as putative E3 ubiquitin-protein ligase LIN-1. Gene Ontology annotation, biological process: protein ubiquitination. The record is from RefSeq and is a predicted model, not a curated record. Gene Ontology annotation, molecular function: protein binding; ubiquitin-protein transferase activity. NCBI's taxonomy places the organism in Eukaryota, Viridiplantae, Streptophyta, Magnoliopsida, Cucurbitales, Cucurbitaceae.